Molecule: messenger RNA, 1070 nt
Organism: Cuscuta europaea
Lineage: Eukaryota; Viridiplantae; Streptophyta; Magnoliopsida; Solanales; Convolvulaceae
Source: the annotation of a GenBank genome assembly
AGGCUGAGGUAGUCGAUCAUGUAUUUGUGAAAGCAAAGAUCAAGGGCCACCACUGUACUUGAUUUAAUUAUUGGCAGGCAGGGAGGUAGGGUUAAUGAAAUAAAAUAAGAUUGGGAUUGGAUUGCGAGCGGCAUGAAGGUGCGGCGGGUGUUUUGGGCAGUAGUGAUGAUGAUGUUUUACAGUAGCGGGUGUUGGGAUGCUGCUGCUGCUACUGCUGGGGUGGUGAAUGUUGGGUGUAUGCUCAUUCUGGAUUCCCCAGUUGGGAAAGUUACCAAAUUGGCUGUGGAGGCCGCCGUGGAGGACAUCAAUUCCAACCCAACUCUUCUUCCUGCAACCAAGCUCAACCUCACCCUCCUUGACACCACCCCCACUGCCGCCUUUCUUCCCAUUCUUCAAGGUACGAAGAUGGCUUUACUCAUUUUCACCUCGACUUCACUCGCCUCAAAGAGUGGGGGAUUGGGGGACUGAGAGGUCAGAGUUUCUAGAUGAGCAGAAAAUAUCACACAUGAGCAGGAACGAAAGCUGAGUCAGAUGAAGAGGAGUUGGGCUAGACAAAAUUGAUUAUGUCGGAGGGAGCUUACCUUCCUUGUUUCAUGUUGGGGGCGCUAGGUGUACUCUUUUUCCCUUUAUUAGGAUUUUUUCCCACUGGGUUUUUUCCUAGUAAAGGUUUUUAACGAGGCACCUCCCCAUCAUGGACAAGGGUGGUGGUCCCCGGUCGGAAAGGAAGAAAUCAAAGACAGAAGAGCGUUGCAGAUACAGUUUGGACUACUCCCUUUCGUCUCGAGUACUCUCAACUCAGAGAGUGGGGGACUCCUGAUGGAUUAUAUGGACUCCGAGCCCCGGUAUGCCGACUACUGGGCCUGGACAGCGGCCCACACACGUUUAUCAGAUUCUUAUUAUUGUACAUUAUUAUUAUUCAGAUAUUCUACAUUAGCUUUUUAUACUAUUAGCCCAUUUAUGUAACUGGGUCUGUCAGACCCAUAUUAUAGGCCCAGACCUGGAUUCUCCCUAUCUAUACUCCCUUAUGUAAGGCUUGUAAACAUAACACAUAGAACCAAUAUUAAUUCAUU